Molecule: messenger RNA, 1180 nt
Organism: Eucalyptus grandis
Lineage: Eukaryota; Viridiplantae; Streptophyta; Magnoliopsida; Myrtales; Myrtaceae
Product: glutathione S-transferase L3-like
Exons: 10
Coding region: 240-956 (238 amino acids)
Molecular function (GO): glutathione transferase activity
Source: RefSeq, a predicted model, not a curated record
CCAGCACUUUACGGGAACAUACAGAGAUUUUGUUCGAUUUUGCUUUCUCCCUAUCCACCUCCGCUUCGUCGCUGCCCGCGGCACCGCGCCCUCCUCCCGGCCCCACGCUCCUCCCUCUUAAGUAGCUUCGUGAUUGGAGGCCAUUCUCGUUCACAUUAGCAUCGACACUGACACCGACACCGACCCGCACGAACAUAGACAUCUCGCACAGACUUCCUCUGCAGGAACUACGUACUCUGAUGGCUUCUCCCGCCGUGGUAGAGAACUUGCCUCCUUCGUUGAACUCCAGCGCCGAGCAACCUCCUCUUUUCGAUGGAACGACGAAGUUGUACACCUGUUAUACAUGCCCAUUUGCUCAGCGUGUCUGGAUCGCGAGGAACUAUAAGGGACUGCAGGACAAGAUUAAGUUAGUUCCUCUUAUUCUUGAGGACAGGCCUGCUUGGUACAAGGAAAAAGUCUACUCCGUGAAUAAGGUCCCGGCAUUGGAGCACAACGGGAAAAUCAUUGGAGAGAGCCUAGACCUCAUCAAAUACGUGGACAGCAACUUUGAAGGGCCUUCUCUUUUCCCUGAUGAUCCUGAAAAGAAGAAGUUUGUUGAAGAACUGUGGUCUUAUGUUGAUGAAUUCAUAAAGAUAGUCUACACUUCAUUCAAGGGAGAAGGACCAAAGAAUGUGGUAAGUCCUGCUUUCGAUCAUUUGGAGAGUGCUCUUGGCAAAUUUGAGGAUGGACCAUUCUUUCUCGGCCAAUUCAGUGGGGUGGACAUUGCCUACAUCACAUUUGUUGAAAAGAUUCAGAUCUUCUUAUCUGAAGCAUUUAAGUAUGACAUCACUGCAGGCAGACCUAAGCUAGCAGCAUGGAUUGAGGAAAUGAACAAGAUCGAUGCUUACAAGCAGACAAAGACUGAUCCUAAAGAACUUGUUGAAUUCUACAAGAAGCGCUUCACUGCUCAGCAGUAAAUGGAGUCAUGACCAUGCUAGGCUAUAUAUGAAGUAAUAAGGGGAGUAAGAAGAGUUGAAUGGCUUGAUAAUUGUUAUACCUUAUUUUGAUGUUUCUCUAAGGCUAGUUGUGUUGUGUCUCCGCUCUAGAUGCAGCGAUGCUUCUUUUACAGCUUGGAAAUGUAAUAGGGAUAGUACUUGAAAUUUCACAAAUAAAACAGAUCAUUUACGACUCCUUUGCAUUA